AUGCCUUUCAGGUACAACCCGGACAAAGACAUUCCUGAUCUCAGCGGAAAAGUCUUUCUCGUCACUGGCGGCAACUCAGGCACCGCCGGCGUCGGCAAAGAAGCCCUAAUCCAACUUUCCAAACACAACCCAAAACGCAUCUACUUCACCGGCCGCAACACCUCUUCCGCAAACACACUCAUCGCCUCCCUCCAACCCACAUUCAACAAUCUAACCUUCAUCCCCAUGGACCAAACCUCCCUCACCUCCGUCUCUGAAGGCGCCAAGCUCUUCCUCGAGAAAUCUGAACAGCAACUAGAUGUCCUGAUCUGCAACGCGGGCGUGAUGGCCAUCCCGCUCGGACUAUCGAAAGAUGGCUAUGAGAUCCAAUUCGCGGUCAAUCAUCUAGCGCAUGCGUUGCUGAUUAAUCUUUGUUUGCCGGCUUUGAGGAAGAGUGGUGAGGGGAGGAUUGUGUUGUUGACUUCGUUGGCGUUUAAGAGUGCGCCUUCCAAUGGGGGGAUUGUGUUUAAGGAUUUGAAGAGCACUCAGGCGAAUCUUGGUAUAUCUCUCAUCUCAUUCAGCUCCAAAUUCCUAACCUACGGCCAAAGCAAACUCGCAAACGUCCUCUACGCCUCCCAGCUCGCGAAACGCUACCCGGAUAUCACGACCAUAGCCGUUCAUCCAGGCUUAGUGAUGGGUACUAGUUUGACGGGUCAUAUGGGGUUGUUGGAUAAAUUGGUUAUUAGAGGAGCGACGUUGAAGUUGAAGAAUAUUUCUGUGAGGGAGGGAGCGUUUAAUACGCUUUGGGCGGCGACGAAGGGGAAGGGAGAGGGGAUGAGGAGUGGGGAGGUGUAUGAGCCGGUUGGGAAGAGGGUUGAGGGGACGAAGUUUUCGAUGGAUGAGAGGUUGCAGGAGGAGUUGUGGGGGUGGACGGAGAGGGAGUUGGGGGGUUAUAGUUGA
Messenger RNA from Mollisia scopiformis, 939 nucleotides. RefSeq names its product oxidoreductase. The transcript has 3 exons. The record is from RefSeq and is a predicted model, not a curated record. NCBI's taxonomy places the organism in Eukaryota, Fungi, Ascomycota, Leotiomycetes, Helotiales, Mollisiaceae. Bases 1 to 939 code for a protein of 312 amino acids.